Nothoprocta perdicaria is the source of this 2684-nucleotide messenger RNA. It is a transcript of the gene NOM1, whose product is annotated as nucleolar protein with MIF4G domain 1. Gene Ontology annotation, cellular component: nucleolus. Bases 1 to 2388 code for a protein of 795 amino acids. Gene Ontology annotation, biological process: ribosomal small subunit biogenesis. The record is from RefSeq and is a predicted model, not a curated record. The transcript is spliced from 12 exons. Lineage: Eukaryota; Metazoa; Chordata; Aves; Tinamiformes; Tinamidae. Gene Ontology annotation, molecular function: RNA binding; protein binding.
AUGGCGGCGCCCAAGCGCGGCGUGGCCGAGGGCAGCAUGAAGCGGCCGGGCCGGGCUCGUGGCGGCAGCCGCGGGAAGCUGGAGCGGCUGCGCCAGGCCGUGCAGGACUUCGUGCAGGCGGCUGGAGAGCGGGCGCCGCCGCCGCCGGGGUCGGCCAAGCAGAGCCGACGGAACCGCCGCGACGCGAGGAAAGAGAAGCGCCGGCUCAAGCGGAGCCGCCGCCGCCGCCUCCUGCGGGGCGAGGAGCCGGGCGAGGCCGCGGGCAGCCCGGCCGCCCGCCCGGCCGCGGCCUCUCCUCUCGGUGCCACGGGCAACGCGGCGGCCGCCGCCUCGGCGCGCAAGCGGGCGCUGCUGGAGGCCAACGCGGCGGAGGAUGAGGAGAUUCGGCGGCUGGAGCGGCGCCUGGGGCUCAGCAAGCGCCGCAGGAAGGCGGCGGGCGCCGCGGCGGACGAGCUGCCGCCGAGCUUCGUGCGCGACGGGCUGGGCUACGUGCUGGGCGCCCUGGGCUCCGGCGGCAGCCUCGCCGGCCUGUACGGCAGCAGCGACGAGGAGGAGGCGCCGCGGCCGCAGCGCCGGGAGCCGCGGGAGGAAGAGGAGCGGCUCGAGGAUGAGGAUGACGUGACGGGGGAGGAAGACGAGGGGCUGGAGGAGGAAGAGCCAGAGGAAGAAGAUGAGGAGGUGGAGGACGAGGAGGAGCUGGAGGAGACCGAGGAUGAUGCGUCCAAGGCGAGCGGGCACCAGGAGAGCGGGGACAGCCGGAGCUCAUCCCCAGCCCCUGCACGGGAGCAGGGUCUCGGUCACAGUGCUACGAAGUAUGUGCCCCCUCAAGUGAGAAGAGCUCAGGAGGCACUAGAUGACAAAAAAAAGGAAGAAUUGGGAAGGCUGAAGAAAAUGGUGAAUGGUCUCAUUAACAGGUUGAGUGAACCGAAUUUGUCCUCCAUCAGUGGCCAGCUGGAAGAGCUCUACAUGGCCAACAGUAGAAAGGACAUGAAUGAAACUCUAACCGAUAUUCUCCUGAGUGCCUGUGUCACUGCAGUUGCAAUGCCUGCUAGGCUGGUGAUGGAGCAUGUGCUUUUGGUCAGCAUCCUUCAUCAUACAGUAGGAAUUGAGGUUGGUGCUCACUUUUUGGAAACUGUGGUGAAGAAAUUUGAUGAACUCUAUAAAAGUGAUGCUGAAGGAAAAGAACGUGAAAAUCUGUGUGCUUUGAUAGCCCAUCUGUAUAACUUCCACGUGGUUCAUUCCCUCCUGAUCUUUGAUCUUCUGAAGAGGCUUGUUAGCACGUUCACAGAGAAGGAUAUUGAGCUGAUUUUGUUUCUUCUGAAAAACGUGGGCUUUUCCUUGAGAAAAGAUGACCCACUGGCUUUGAAGGAACUGAUCAGUGAAGCACAGAGCAAAGCAAACACGGUGGAGAAGAAGCUUCAGGAUCAGACUAGGGUUCGCUUUAUGCUGGAGACUAUGUUGGCACUGAGGAAUAAUGACAUGCGUAAGAUCCCCGGUUAUGAUCCUGAACCAGUUGAAAAACUCCGUAAAUUGCAAAGAAGCCUGGUUCACAACAGUGGCUCUGGAAAAGACACUCAGCUCCGUGUUUCCCUGGAGUCUCUGCUCAACGCUGAUAAGAUCGGUCGCUGGUGGAUCGUAGGCUCAGCGUGGAGUGGAGCACCAAUGAUAGAUAACACAAGCAACAAGACUCAGCCAAAACUGCAUAUAGGGAAGGUGAGCUCAAAAAUAAUGGCACUGGCUCGUAAGCAGAGAAUGAACACUGAUAUCAGAAGAGGUAUUUUUUGUGUCUUGAUGACAAGUGAAGACUUCCUGGAUGCCUUUGAAAAGCUUCUGAAGCUAGGGCUGAAGGAUCAGCAGGAGAGAGAAAUUGUUCACAUUACCCUUCACUGCUGCCUGCAGGAGAAAAUGUAUAACCCCUUCUAUGCAUUUCUGGCCAGCAAGUUUUGUGAAUAUGAAAGACGAUUCCAGAUGACAUUCCAGUUUAGUAUUUGGGACAAAGUCCGGGACUUGGAAAACCUGUCAGCCACUGCUGUCUCCAACCUGGUUUCACUCUUAGUUCACUUGUUGAGGACAAAGUCGUUGCCGCUCUCCGUUCUGAAGGUAAUCGAAUUCAGCGAACUCGAUAAACCCAAAGUCCGUUUCUUGCGCCAGGUCUUAAGCAUGCUGUUAAUCAAAGCAGAUGCUGAAGAUCUUCAAGACAUUUUUGGGAGGGUAUCUGAGAAUCCCAAAUUGGGAAUGCUGCGGGAAGGCUUGAAGCUUUUCCUCACCCACUUCCUACUGAAAAAUGUAGAAGCCCACAGAAGUGGUGAGGAGGCUGCCUUGUUAAAAGAGAGAGUGGAACUAGCAAGCAAAGCUUUGCAAUCCAAAGAACCCAAAUUGAAACUGUAAUUCUCUUUUUUCCAAUAAAACACGAGUGUGAAAAACUAGAUCUACCUGAAGAUACAAAGGUUUGUGUUAGUCUUUCAGAUAAGUGAGAAUGAGGGGAACAGAAUUGCUGUGGAGGAUCUGGUGUUUGAUGUAAACAGUUGCUUUGCUCUACAUGCUAGUUACAAGUCUGAAGGUGAUACAGGGCCUUUCUGAAAAAAAGGGGGAAAUGUGUUUUUUGGUAACCUGCAUUUUCUGUACCUGUACUUCGUGGCAAUAGCUCACAUCUAGAGAAGAGGCCAAAUUUCUCUUCAACUGUA